Molecule: messenger RNA, 1233 nt
Organism: Suillus discolor
Lineage: Eukaryota; Fungi; Basidiomycota; Agaricomycetes; Boletales; Suillaceae
Product: NAD(P)-binding protein
Exons: 7
Coding region: 1-789 (262 amino acids)
Molecular function (GO): oxidoreductase activity, acting on the CH-OH group of donors, NAD or NADP as acceptor
Source: RefSeq, a predicted model, not a curated record
AUGGCUUUGCUAGCGAACAAGAUCGUGUGCAUAACUGGAUCGUCUCGAGGUAUUGGCCGAGCAUGCGCGGUCGAAUCGGCCAAACAUGGAGCAAUUGGUUUAAUAUUGCAUUACUUUGGAGACCAGGAAACCGAAGUGGAGCUUCAGUCUUUGAAAGAAGAAAUAUAUGUGACGACUCACAAUCACUGUCAAGUAGUCGGUGUGCCCGGUGAUAUCGCGAAUUCGGAAACUUCACAAAAGAUCGUCGAAGCAGGCGUCGAAGCGUUCGGACGAAUCGAUGUGCUCGUCAGUAAUGCGGGAAUUUGUCCAUUCGCUGAGUUCUUGACGAUGCCCCAUGCUAUAUGGGAACGUACCCGACAAGUAAAUUUGGAUGGAUCCUUUUACGUGGUGCAAGCGGUGGCAAAUCAAAUGAAGAGCCAGGUCCCCCAAGGCGGGUCUAUCAUCGGUCUGGCUUCCAUUUCAGCGCUCGUGGGUGGUGGAUUCCAAUGUCACUACACACCGACAAAGGCAGGUAUCUUGUCGAUGAUGCAAAGUUGUGCUAUCGCUCUUGGGAAGUAUAACAUACGCUGCAACGCUAUACUUCCUGGCACGAUUGCCACAGACAUCAAUAAAGAGGACCUUGCGAAUGAAGAAAAGCGGGAGUAUACGAUCAAAAGGACUGUGCUUGGGAGACUUGGUGCUCCCGACGACAUAGCUGGGCCUAUGGUGUUCCUUGCCAGCGAUCUCGCAAAGUAUGUCACCGGCGCGCAACUACUAGUGGACGGUGGCCUGUUUGUCAACCUUCAGUGAUAUAUUUUCCCCUGGUGCAACAAAGGAGGAACGAUCGUCUUCCUCGCAUGGAGAGCUAGUAUGUGCAUACCAGACACUACUUAUAAUACUCAAUCGAUGCUCAGCCUUGAAUGUUUCAUGUCUGAGUAAGGAACACGUUCAGUAACCUGUUCAAACAAUACUUUAUGUGGACACCUACUUCAGUGAUACAGAUCUUUCGAAUUUACUUGUCAAUCUCCAAAAAACAAUCCCAGCUCCUGUCCAUUUACCACCGCUGGUUUCGCAUCGAUCAGAACGGUCGCCCACCGUGUCCAUUCCGUCCCAGGGUUUCUCCAAGCGUGAUUUGUCCCCUUCUGAAUCACAACAUCUCCUGCGUUCUUGAGGUGGGUUUCUUUUCCAUCGUCUGUUAUCAAAAUGAGUUCCCCGUGGAUCAGGAUGUUAUAGUCGAUCGAGGGAGUCCGAUGC